Rangifer tarandus platyrhynchus (Svalbard reindeer) is the source of this 819-nucleotide messenger RNA. The record is from the annotation of a GenBank genome assembly. NCBI's taxonomy places the organism in Eukaryota, Metazoa, Chordata, Mammalia, Artiodactyla, Cervidae.
AUGCAGACGUGCGAAAUCAUAUACAGAUCCCCCAUUGUCGACCAGCCCGCACUGGGCUCUUCAGACGCAGUGAGACGACAUACCGAAACCGGAUCCGGCACGCGGGCGGGGGGUGUGCGCAUCCGCAUGAGCCCAGCGCGGCAGCGCACAGCGGCGACUGAUGGACUCUGCUUCCCCGUUUUCGACUUCGUCAGCAAAGUAGCCGUGAAGACGCGGGGCCGGUCGCGUUGGCGUCGGCCCUGCCGGGCCUUGUGGCUCUCCUGCUCAAUUUCUCCGCCGCGCGUAGAGACGUCGCUCAACGACAGGAUGCUGGAGGAAAUGUCUGUUUCGGCGGCCGCCAGGUUUCAGCCGCCUCACGUGUGCAGAGAGGCAUUCUACAAUAUGAAACGCAGAAACGGCGGUCACGUGGACGGGGCCCGCUUGCACCACGGAGAAAGGCGCUCUCAGCGCAGCGUGUACGGACAUCUUCAGACAUUUGCUUUAGAACACCGGCUUGAAUCGCUGACGCUGUCGCGACAGCGCCGGCGGCGCCUACACACCCUGCAGAGCCUCCCACCAGCUACCUAUGCCCUUCUCAAGGACCCUUUCCAGCAAGUCCGAAAACGCGAGUCAGCGGUCCUUUCUAGCCCUUGUGUAUCAUCUGUCCUAUUCAUGCCCGCAGGACCAUCAGACUUGCAGCGGCUGCUGGCGCCGUCGGCGCGCCUGCGGCUGUAUAAGCGCCUGCAGCGUUGCUCUGAUAGUUCAAAGCUGAGUGGCCCCGAGAAAGCUCCGCGUACCCACUCUAUCGCCUCGUUUGCACGGCCGCACAGGGUGCGCUAG